UCGAGACAGGCCAUUAGAUAAGAGUAGAAAAUUCAAUUUGAAUGUGUUAAAUUAAACAAAAAACUUGGUUUUCUUUUUAGAAAAUGGCAGGCAGCGAUGUUCUGAUUGUGUCACCAACGAACGUGAAGUUUCAGGCUCCAUUUCCACAUUUGCAGAAGCGUCAACUGAGCCUGCUUAAUCUGGGCGCUCAGCCCAUGGUAUACUUAAUUGACAUUGCGAAUGAGGCACUAUUCCAAGUGUUCCCCUCUAGCGGCAAGGUGGCUGCCUUCGACACCACCGAGCUAAGCAUUUUAAUGCAGCCUGCAGCCAGAGAUCAGCCGAGCUGUAAUUUAACAGUCAAGUACAAAGUCAAGUCAUUCCCAGCUGAGCAUUCGGAGGAGGCAGACCCUGCAGAGGAUUGGACGCACGCACACACAACUGUAGUAUGCAUUGCGCUGGAGAAUUUCGUGGAGAAUGAGAAGGAAUUGCUCAAUAUGUUUGGCUUAGACGGAAAUGCCAAGACCCUCAUCAAACUCAUGGAAGAGCAGUAUCAGCCCCUGUGCAGCAAGUGCAGCCUAAAGCGUAUCCAUCGACCUCCCAACAAACGGAGCUGGCUUAGCCGCAUGUCGUGGCCGCUGCUGCUGGUCUUGCUGUCGGUCUUGGUUUACUUUGGCUGGGAGUGGCUUGGACUGCUCAAUCUCGACUCGGAGAUGGUCUACUGAGAGGGAGAUUAGGAUCGUGGAUCGGUCACAAUAAUGCAAAUCAAUAUUAAAUUAUACAAAUAGAAAACUA
Drosophila montana is the source of this 771-nucleotide messenger RNA. RefSeq lists its product as uncharacterized. The coding region runs from base 84 to 701 and encodes 205 amino acids. Lineage: Eukaryota; Metazoa; Arthropoda; Insecta; Diptera; Drosophilidae. The record is from RefSeq and is a predicted model, not a curated record. The transcript has 2 exons.